Carcharodon carcharias (great white shark) is the source of this 4123-nucleotide messenger RNA. RefSeq names its product large proline-rich protein BAG6-like. The transcript has 27 exons. Gene Ontology annotation, cellular component: BAT3 complex. Gene Ontology annotation, molecular function: misfolded protein binding; polyubiquitin modification-dependent protein binding. Bases 204 to 3845 code for a protein of 1213 amino acids. The record is from RefSeq and is a predicted model, not a curated record. NCBI's taxonomy places the organism in Eukaryota, Metazoa, Chordata, Chondrichthyes, Lamniformes, Lamnidae.
GGGUUGCGCAGGCGCGGUGGAGUCACCGGGACACAGAUCGAAGCCGGAGAAGAAGGGGGCGCCGCCGGGAUCAGUGCUUCUUCCUGUCGCUGUCCUCUGUCCUCAGGGAGUAGCCCCUUCCUCCCCGGGGGUGUGGGGUUUGGUGAGCGCCGUGAGCCCGGAGCAGGAGCGCGGGGAUCCAGGAGGAGAACUAAAAGCCAGGCAUGGCCACAACAGAGGUUACAGUGAAGACUCUGGACUCCCAGAGCAGGACAUACACAGUUGAAGAAGAGCUUACAGUCAAAGAGUUCAAAGAACACAUCUCUAGCUCUGUGAACAUCCCAGCGGACAAGCAGAGGCUCAUUUAUCAGGGUCGGGUCCUGCAAGAUGACAAGAAGCUGAAAGAUUAUGAUGUCCACCACAAAGUCAUCCAUUUGGUCGAGCGCGCUCCGCCACAAGCGCAGCCAGCCACUGGAGGGUCUUCCUCGGCGGGUGCUUCCAUGCCACACCCCGGAGGCACGCGAGGGACUCCAGCUGGGCCGCAUGACAGGAAUGCCAACAGUUAUGUGAUGGUGGGCACCUUCAAUUUGCCAGUCAACCUUCUAGACCCUCAGCAGAUACAGCAAUCAGUACAGCAGGUGAUGGCAGGUUUGGGUGAGGCUGGUCGGAAUACACGAGUCACAACUUCCACCGGGAAUGACGGAUCGUCGGUGGAUGUGCACAUCAAUGUGGAACAGAGUCCCAUCCAGAGUGAGCCGAGAGUUCGCCUGGUGUUGGCCCAGCACAUGCUGAGAGACAUUCAAGGGAUCUUGAACAGACUCGAGGGUCAUACAAAUGGCACUCCGCAGGAGGCAGCACAGAGCCCUGUGGGUACCACAAGCUUGCCAGGAGAACCUGUAACACCAACAGCACCAGUAGCAGGAGAGACCAUGGAGACGUCCAGCACAGAGCCCCAAGCAGCUGCAACUGUCCCGCCUCCAGAAGCUGCGGCAGAGGGUAGCUCCCAGGAGAGUACAAGCACAUCAACAGCCACCGAACCCAAUGUGGGCUCAUCCUCAGCUACCACGCAGACCGAAGAAGCUCCGCCUGGGCCCAACCACCCAUCCCCGACAGAGUAUCUCGAGGUUCUGACCGAGCUGCAGAGAGUUGAGGCAAGACUGCAGCCAUUUGUGCAGCGAUACCAGGAGAUCCUGAGCACAGCCACAACCGCGGACUACAACAACAAUAUUGAAGGCAGAGAAGAAGACCAGAGAAUCAUCAACCUUGUAGGAGAAGCCCUUCGUUUCUUGGGCAACACCUUUGUGGCUCUGUCUGACCUCCGGUGUAACCUGGCGGCUAAUACUCCCCGUCACCUGCAUGUGGUGAGGCCAAUGUCCCAUUAUGCUUCACCUGUGGUGCUGCAGCAGGCUGUGCCCAUUCAGCAGAUCAAUGUUGGAACAACAGUCACCAUGACGACCAAUGGCAGCCGGGCACAACACAAUGCCGAGGGGCAGACAGCAGCCUCACCGACCGCCAGUGCAACUCCUGCUGCCCAACCGCAGGGCACAGAGUCGCGGGAAGUGCCGGAGACCCAAGGCUCGCAGGCUCAGACCCAGACUCCGCAUCCCCGGGUCAUCCGCAUCACGCACCAAACCAUGGAGCCCGUUGUCAUGAUGCAGAUGAAUCUACAAGGAGAUUCUGCGACAACUGGGAAUGCUUCUGCAGCUGCCUCAUCUGCAGCCGGGAGUGCUGGACCAGGUGCUAUGCCCCACAUUCAGAUCCCAGGGAUAACGCCUGAAUUCAUGCAGACCAUCAUGCACCAGAUUACGCAGCAGGCAAUGGCAGCAGCUGGCGCGAGCUCAGGACAACAGGUUCCCGGGUUUCAACCUUCACCUGCCCGAGUGGUAAUUACCAGACCACCACCACCUCCCCCACGACAGACCCAGCCAGCAUCAGCACCACAACCUGGCACCCAGGCUCCUCCUGGUUCCAGCCCUGCCCCUGAUCCAAGCACCAACCCUGGCCCUGCCACUCUGGCUCAGAUGAUCACUGGACUGGUUGGGCAGCUUCUGAUGCAGCCUGUUGUCUUCACCCAGCCCACCACUUCCGACACCAGCUCCUCGGCAGCCACCGGCACCAGUACGACAGCCCACUCGGCCACCACUACCUCUGCCACGGCUGGUCAAGCCCCCACCUCCACCACCAACUCCACUGGGACUACCUCCUCGGCCACGGCCGACGGCAACGGCCAGCCCCCGGCCCCGCCUGACUCCCAGUUCUCGCAGCUUCUGGGCAACCUCCUGGGAGCAGCCGGCACCGGCGGCGUUGCCAGCAUGGGCUCGCCCACCAUCACCGUGACCUUGCCUGGGAUGCCGGCCUUCGUGCAGGGAAUGUCUGAGUUUCUGCAGGCGGCUCAGGGAGCUGCGACGGUGCCACAGCCAACUCCUCAAGCUGCUCCCCAGCCGGCGACUCAGGCUGCGCCCCCACCUCCAUCCCAGUCGCAGCCGAGCCAGGAAAGAGGCAACAGACAGCAGGCGGGAGCAGACACCCUGACGCCAGAGUUCUUCACCAGCGUGGUGCAGGGCGUGCUGUCCUCCAUGAUGGGCUCGUUGAACGCACAGCAGGGCAGCACGGAGAGCAUCGCUGAUUUCAUCCAGCGACUGAGUGGCACCAGCAACAUCUUCGAGCCAGGAGCAGACGGAGCUCUAGGAUUCUUCGGCGACCUCCUGUCUCUCAUCUGCCAGAAUUUCUCUAUGGUGGACAUGAUCAUGUUGCUGCACGGCCAGUUCCAGCCACUGCAGCGCAUCCAACCACAGCUCAACAGCUUCUUCCGCGAGCAGUACCUCAACAACCAGGAGCCAACAGAGCAAAACAUCCGGGCAUCAACAGAUGUCUUGAUAAAUGGUUUGGAGGAGUACAUCCAGGAAAGUUUUGCAUCUGUUGUGGUGCGAGAUGAAGUAGACAUUACACGCACAAAUUUGGACUUCUUACGGGAGCAGUUCAACAAGAUCGCUGCACACAUUCUCCGAUGCACUGAUGCUAGCUUUGGUCACCGACUGCUGGAGUUGUGUAAUCAGGCUCUGUUUGAGUGCUUGGCAUUGAACCUGUACAGUCUACGAGGAGAACAAAGCGCGCUGACCACAGUGAUCAAUGAUCGGAUUCGGCGUAUGUCAGUGGAUGUUAAUCCUUCACUGGUGAACUGGCUGACCACUAUGAUGGCGAUGAGGCUACAGGUGAUCCUGGAGCACAUGCCAGUGACAGAGGAGCAGAUUCUGCAAUACGUCAGGAGGAGGGAGCCUCAUCACCAGGAGCCAGAAGCACAGCAGGACAUGCCUGAGGAACGCAUGGAGGAACAUCCAGUAGAAUCUGAAGAAGCUACGCAGGAAGUACCACAGAGGAAAGACUCGACUGCUUCUCCUGCUCCCGCCACCACCGCGGAGGAGGUGAUGUCGACUGAGCCUACGGUAUCUAUCGGCGCAGACGCCGCGCAGAGGGAAGGGUCGGAGGCAGAGCCUUGGGUGGCUGCCGUGCCGCCGGAGUGGGUGCCCGUUAUCCGACAGGACAUCCAGACCCAGAGGAAAAUGAAACCACAGCCGCCGCUCAGUGAUGCCUACCUCAGCGGCAUGCCAGCUAAACGUCGUAAGACGAUGCAGGGUGAAGGCCCACAACUCUCGCUAGCAGACGCUGUGGGGAAAGCCGCAAAGGCUGCAGGCGUCAAGCCGGUCACCAGCGCAGAGAGCCUGACUAGAGACCUGGAGAAAGCAGAGGCACAAGAAGCCUACAGGCAACAGAUCCAAUCCGACAUCCAGAAGAGGAUAAGAGAAGACCCGGAAUACAGCGCGCAGCGGUUUCCAAAUACACACACUGCCUUUGAGGAGCACUCCUAGUGCCUCGGCCCAGCACCCUCCACCCCCACCACCACCUCCUGUCACCCAACCCCCGCCUCCGCCGAGACUUUUGAGCUACUUGUCCGAAUUCUAACCAGGGAGCGAGCAGAAGGUUCAGAUGUUGUGCAGGUCCCGUCAAGCAUCCAGUCAUUGUCCACACUGUUUAAUUAUUCCCCUCUUGCCACUGGGCUCCGAGUGUUGCACAUUUUUUUGUUGUUUUGUUCUCACUGUUAAAUAAAGUAUCACGGCUCAGUGCAGCAGUGAAGCCUGAUAAACUU